CAACUCAGACCCCUUUUCCUUUAAAACUUCAAACUCAAGAAGAGUACUUCAACCUGAACAAAGCAAUUCUUUGUGGAAUUUUAUGUGAACCCCAAAUGGCCAGAGUCCACAUUAAGCACUUACAUGCUAUUGUCACUGAUGGCUACACUUAUUUUAUAUCCAUGCUUAUCAAGAUUGUUAAUGAGUUGUAUGCCAAACUCGUUGAUUCGGUGAAAACUCAGUUGAUUUGGGUGACGCGUGAAAUGGUGAAUGUGUUGGGAGUAGGAUUUGAUGGUUUAUUGGUGGCCCUUUUGAGGCAAAUUGUUGGUGGUGACUUUAGCGAAGGAAAUUUGUGGUUGUGUUUUGAGAUGAUUAGUCUCUUUAGGGACAAAUGGGAUUGUUUGUUGGAGGAUGAACCUCUAGUUUUGACCAGUGCUUUAUAUGUGUUUCUUCGUUUAUUGGCUGAUCAUUGUAGGUUGCCAAAUGACUCAAAAGUUGAAACCUUGAAGAGGUUUGAAAUUGAUUUUUGCAUUAGGAUGUUAAGGGAGAAAUUUGGUUUGUGUUUGAAGAUUGGAAGAGAUCUUGUUCGGAUUUUACAGGACUUGGUUCAUGUACCUGAGUUUCGCUCAAUUUGGAAAGACUUGUUAUUGAACCCUAGUGUGUUUCAGAAUGCUGCAUUUUUAGAUAUCUCACAGCUCUACCUUUCAAGGACUUCCAGUAGGUAUUUUCUGCUGCGGAUAACUCCUGAGAUGGAGAACCAGUUGAGGUUCUUGCUAACGCAUGUUAAAUUGGGAAAUCAAAAGAGGUACCAAGUUUGGUUUGCAAAGAAGUUUCUUGGUGUCCCUGAGAGGGAGACUCUUCUAACUGACAUUGUUAGGUUUAUUUGCUGCGGACAUCAUCCACCUAAUGAGAUUAUCCAGUCAGACAUCAUCCCGAGGUGGGCUGUCAUAGGCUGGUUGCUAAAAUCUUCCCAGAGGAAUUAUGUCGAAGCAAAUGUUAAGCUUGCCUUAUUCUAUGAUUGGCUUUUCUUUGAUGAGAAGGUAGAUAAUAUAAUGAACAUUGAGCCUGGGAUAUUGCUAAUGAUACAUUCCAUUCCUAGUUAUGUUGACAUAACUCAUACUCUUCUAGAAUUUCUCUUGAUGCUGGUGGAAAACUAUGACAUUGAAAGAAAAGAUGUAAUUGUCAAAGGGAUAUCUUCAGCUUUCACUUUUCUUGUUCGAAAAGGCUGCCUUGAACCUACAAUUUUAGUGGUUGGAUGGUCUCCCCUCUACUAGUCCACUAAUGUCCUUUUGUGGUCAAAACUUUGUUUUGGGCUUAUGUCCGGGACAACCAUCUGCUGAUUCUGACACAGUAAUGAUCAUUGCAAAGGUUUCUCCUUGGAGCUAGUGAGGUUUGUGCAAAUCCAUACACCUCUCAAUUGAAUAUUUUAAGGGAAUGGACUCUAGAUAUGCUGGAGAAAUGCUAAGGCAUUUGGAUAAGCAGAAUGAGCUCCUUGCUGAUGCCCACAGGUCAAUGCUGCAUGAACUGCAUAAACUCCAGGUAGAGGAAGAAAUGCUGAUGCGCAAGUUCUAUGAGUUCAUGUCAGCUCAAGGCCUCACUAGAAGGGUAUAUUCAUUAUCUUGCCUUUGCAUCUCAAUACUGUAGUUCUGCACUUUUUAUACAGUUGUAUUUUGUUAGCCUAUUUGAAUGGUUUUUGUCGUCGUCGUCUGAUUCAAGUGUUUAGUGAUUUUUUGAAUUGCAUACGUAGUCACAGUGCUUAGAUUUCUCGUUAAAGAAGCAAAAAUUUUAUGUUGAUUUUUUGCAUUUUCUUGGUCUUAACCCUCAUACCCUUAAAUGAAAUGUUGGCAUAUCUGAAUCAAGCUAGUAGGUAACAAAUAUGCCUUUACCGGGUGGAUGAUCCAAAUUUGCUUCUUAUUUAGUAAUCUUGGAAGGAUUAGAACUAGUGUUUGUUUUCCUCCCAUUAUUAGUGCUAAAUGAAGUGUCACCCAAACAAAGAUUGUUGUGAUGGGACAAAUAAAGCCUGUAAUAUAUGGACUCUGCUUCUCCAUAGGAGAGACACUCAAGGUGAAUUUGCUUGCUACCUACCUGUUUUUGUGAUCUGAUGGGUCUUCUCUAUGUAGGGAUGUCUGAGUGUGUGAAACAUAUUACGAUUAAAAGUUUUUUUAAAAUAGUCAUUAUCAAAAUAUAGGGA
Messenger RNA from Coffea arabica (coffee), 2170 nucleotides. The record is from RefSeq and is a predicted model, not a curated record. NCBI's taxonomy places the organism in Eukaryota, Viridiplantae, Streptophyta, Magnoliopsida, Gentianales, Rubiaceae.